Brassica rapa (field mustard) is the source of this 1121-nucleotide messenger RNA. RefSeq lists its product as uncharacterized. Lineage: Eukaryota; Viridiplantae; Streptophyta; Magnoliopsida; Brassicales; Brassicaceae. The record is from RefSeq and is a predicted model, not a curated record.
AUGAAAAAGGCAAAAAAAAACAGAGAACCGCUGUUUAGCGUGGGCUCUUUAGAAUUGGGUUCUCUUCUCUUCUCUACUUCGCAGGCAAAUGUGAAGUCUCUCCAUGCUUUUUCUUCUCUCACCCUUGGACCCCAAGUCUCUGGUAUAACUCAUGUGGAUCCCAGGAACGCAUCUCCAUCGGCGGCUGUUUCUAACCGCACGGUGGCGUUACGAUCGGCUCGUCAGCCGCGUCUCUCUUACUCCUCCUUCGCUCCGUCAUCCGAGCACGAUCACCCGCCGCAGAGAGAGGAGGAAGAAGAACCGGAGGAGGAGGAGGAGAAGAGGACUUGGAAUCUGCGGCCGAGGAAGGCUUGCGUCGGAGGAGCUUCGGAGGUGAAGAAUCUGAAACCAAGCGGAGUGACGGAGCCGCCGCCGAAAUCAAACAGACAGAGAGGAAUCGCGGCGGAAUCUCCCGGCGUCGAGGUUAAAAACGAGAACCACAGGCUUUGGGUCGCUCUCUCGAGAGACGAGAUUGAAGAAGACGUGUUCUGUAUAAGCGGGAACAAGCCAUCUCGCAGACCAAGAAAGAGGGCCAAGACAUUGCAGAAACAUCUCGAUGUUAUGUUCCCUGGGCUGUGUCUUGUCGGGAUGAAUGCUGUUUGCUUCAUAGUAUCCACUUCUCCUGGCUAAGGUGGGUGCGCUAAUCACUUGCUCGCUCCAUUAGGCUUGGAUCACCAUACCCUUUUCAAACUACAUUGAUCCGUAGAAUAUGAUACUGUUGCUUUGUGUUGUAACAUUCAAUCAAUGACAAGAAACCCGUAACAGGUGCAGAGGCGUGCUUCAUGUGUUAUCAAAAAGGCUUUUGCCUCAGGCCCCCAAAAUAUAUAGAUAUUUUAGGGUCCCAAAAUUUCAAAAUUCUUGUGUAGCAUAAUGGUCUUAAUAAACACAUUAUCUUAUCAACUGAAGUUUGAAUCCUCACAGUUGCUCUUCUUUUCUUUUAUCAGAAAAAAAUAUUUUGUUUUAUUGUCAAUUUUCAAAAAUCCUUACUAAUAAAAGGGACCUUUUGAGGCUCCAUAGAACGUCCACAUCAGCAAAAAAAACUUCUCCCGAAAGAUGACACGUGGCAUAAAAUAUAGUUUUAC